GGUAACAAACCCCUGGUCACGUGACUCUCUGAUUGAUGACGUGUGGUCGCUGCUGUGAGCUUAGAGUCUUGUCAUCGAUUCAGGCGUCUUUGCGGAUUUUACGCAUUUUAUAUCUUUAUACAUUUGCUGAUUCUGCCUGAUUAUGUCCACAGAUGUUUUGGAAGCCACAGUGAUGUUGGAGGCCUUGCGUGUGACGGAGCUUCGUCUUCUGCUCUCCCAGAUGGGCAAGAGUAAAAGCGGCCUGAAGAAGGAUCUCAUGAAGAGAGUCGUGGAUCUGCUGCACAAUGAGUGCAAUCCUGAGCUUCUGUCUGCUGUCCGGGAGCUGCAUAAACUCCGGCAGGUUUCCAAAGACGCCCGCAGGAGCUCAAAGCCCAGUCCUGUAGAAAUCAUCUCCAUGCCGGCGUGUGUCUCGCCCGAGAAUCCCCAGUCACCCAUAUCUGUCUGUACAGAACCACAGAUGAUCAAACUGCCCUUCUACCAGACGCUGGACACCAUUCUGCCACCGACUCCUCUGGUGCCCAUGUAUGAAGGAGCCAUGCAGAACUCAGAUUUCAUGUUUCAUCUCAGUGUGAGUCAACAAGCUCAGAUCCAGAACAGCAAGACGUCUCAGUCCGGUCUGACGUCUGUUCAAGUGGUGCUCAGGAUUUGCUAUAGUGAGAGCAUCGGUGUUGAAGAAGAUCAGUAUCCACCAAACAUCAGUGUUUUAGUUAAUCACGCUAACUGUCUCAUAGAGUGUACCUAUUCAUCCAAUAAACUGGGGACUGAACCUUCUCGUCCGUGUCGACCGAUCGACCUCACACCUAAUCUGUACCUUACAUUCACAAACCGACUCUCAGUGCUGUGGGGAAACUUCGGCAAGAGUUACACGGUGGCGGUGUAUCUGGUGCGGCUCGUGUCGUCUCAGGAUCUGUUGGAUCAGCUCCGCAGAACCGCGGUGGAGCAGCAGGAGCUCUGCAGACGGAGAGUUUCUGAGAAGUUGCGCUCUGAUCCAGAAAAUGAGAUUUCUACUACCGGCUUGCAAGUAUCGCUAAUUUGUCCACUUGCAAAGAUGCGUAUGAGCGUUCCCUGUCGAGCUCAAGGCUGUGCUCACCUGCAGUGCUUCGAUGCUUCCUUCUACCUGCAAAUGAACGAGAGGAAGCCCAGGUGGACGUGUCCCGUGUGCCACAGAUACGCUCCGUUUGAUGAGCUGCUGAUCGACAGUUGCUGUUCGUCUGCUGUUCUCUGCAGUUUGCUGUGUGAUGUUUUGGAGAGCUGUGGUGAGGAUGAGGAGGAGAUUGAAUAUCUGUCUGACAGCAGCUGGAGAGCCACGAGACACGACAAAAGCGACAAAAACAAAGAACGUGUUCAGCAUCAACAGAUCAAACACCAGGUGAAUUGUAACCCGAUGGGCAGUGUUAUCGUGGACCUGACUCAGUCUUCCUCCGACGAUGAGGAUUUCCACAAAGAAGAGACGGUUUCUACACAUUUAGAAGACAAAAGUGUGCACUUCAGGAAAUGUGGCAUAGUUAAAACUACUAAAGCAAAAAAGUCGAAAAACCCAGGUCCAAAACUAUAAACUAAGCUUUAAGUUUUAGUUUUUAAUAAUUGUUAAUAUUGCCUUUGAUGGUAAUUUAGAAUCACAUUUCCAAAUGUUUUUUAGCAGUGACAUUCUGAUGACUGAUUGAACCUUUUCUCAUUCACUCUGUGUUCUGCAUGAGCUAAAUGUAUGUUGUGUUUGUCU
Cyprinus carpio (common carp) is the source of this 1720-nucleotide messenger RNA. It is a transcript of the gene pias4b, whose product is annotated as protein inhibitor of activated STAT, 4b. NCBI's taxonomy places the organism in Eukaryota, Metazoa, Chordata, Actinopteri, Cypriniformes, Cyprinidae. The coding region runs from base 143 to 1555 and encodes 470 amino acids. Gene Ontology annotation, biological process: protein sumoylation; regulation of transcription by RNA polymerase II. The transcript has 11 exons. Gene Ontology annotation, molecular function: zinc ion binding; transcription coregulator activity; SUMO ligase activity. The record is from RefSeq and is a predicted model, not a curated record.